Molecule: messenger RNA, 1394 nt
Organism: Pelagomonas calceolata
Lineage: Eukaryota; Pelagophyceae; Pelagomonadales; Pelagomonadaceae
Source: the annotation of a GenBank genome assembly
GCAAGCUCAAUUUGCAGCUCCAGCCAUUGGAGAUUGCGACGCGCUCGCGGUAAUCAGCAAACGCAGCGACAGCUUGCAUCGCUUAUUGCGCGCACAACCUCUCGCCGGCGGCGCCGACGCUCUGUCGUGCUCAUACUUUGUUUCCGGGAAAGCACGCCAGACGCGUGUCGCUGCUGCUCAAAGUAGCGCGGCGAGGCACCGCGGCGGCGAAUAGCUUGCGCAUCAACCCAUCACGCAGCCGCCACAGCCGCGGCAAGACGCGUGUCGCUGACGCCAUCUCCAUCACGUAGCCGGCGCACGCCGCCGUAAACACCUGAUUACCAUGAAGGGCCACGGCGACGGCGGCAUCGCCGGCAUCGCGGCGAACGUCAAGAAGUCCAACAUGCUGGCGCCCUGGCUAGCGUUUGGCAUGCUAUCUCUCGUGGUCUAUGGCGCUUUUUCGGAUGGUGACUUUUCGUUUCUGCUGACGUAUGCGUCGCUGACAAGAUGUUUUGCGGUGACGCUCUUAGUUGCUCAAUUGCAACAGUCCAAGUCGGCGUCGGGCAUCAGUUCGAAGACAUUGCAAUGCUACGUCUGCGUGUUUGCAUCCCGUUUAUUGAGCAUCUUGCGCCACGAGGGCUACCUCCCCUACGACCGGUCGGGCGACUGGAUCUACCACUGCAUCGAGGUGGGCGCCUUCCUCGCGACGCUUGCGGCGUUGGCGCUCGUGCACGGCCCGUAUUCAUCAACUUAUGAUAUUACGGCGGACGGCUUCGGCGCGCCGGGCGUGCCCUCGAAUUUAGGAGCGUUGGUGCUCAUCGUGCCGGCCUUUGUUGUAGCAUUACUAGUACACCCGGGGCUCAACAAGGACGUGCUGAGCGACGCGAGCUGGACCUACGCCAUGUAUUUGGAGAGUUUUGCGGUCCUGCCCUGUGUGGAAAUCAACCAGUGCGUCGGGUGCGGCCGUCCUGGCUCCGUCGAGCGGUGAGGAACCGACAUCGCCACGCCAUCGAGCAGGCGUCGCGUCGAUGGCGUGGAGGACGACGCGAUGAUUCAGCACGAACGCGCCGUAAAAUUUUGAUUUCCACACAGGUCCUGCCGCAGCUCUACCUCUUCCAGAAGCAAGCCAGACGCGUCGCGACGGUGGAUUAUCUGGUGGGGCACUUCGUCGCGGCGCUGGGCUUAUCAAGGGUGGUGGAGAUGGGUUUCUGGAUGAACUCGUUUCAUGAAUUAGCGGACCGCAACGGCAACCGCCACGUCGGCGUCCUGGUCUUGGUCGCACAGAUGGUGCACCUCGUGAUCAUGGGCGACUUCUUCUACUUCUACCUCCGGUCCGUGAAGAAGGGCCUGCCCAUCCAGCUGCCCUCGCCCUCGUCGGCGAACAUGGUCUAGUUUACUAAGGAGGCGUAGUCUUU